AUUGUUUCUUUCCAGCGAGGUGCAGGUAAAAGUACACCGCAUGCAUGCUUGGUGGAGAAUACGACAUGGAACCUUAUUGAGGAUAUUGAAAAGCUAAGGGAGCACUUGGAAAUUCCAGAAUGGCAGGUUUUUGGCGGUUCAUGGGGAAGCACGCUUGCUCUUGCCUAUAGCCAAUCACAUCCGGACAAGGUCAUGGGCAUGGUCCUGAGAGGGAUUUUUCUAUCGCGCCAGAAAGAAAUUGAUUGGUUUUAUGAGGGUGGUGCAGCUACUAUAUUCCCUGAUGCCUGGGAGCCAUUUAGAGAUCUUAUUCCAGAAAGUGAGAGGGGGUGUUUCGUUAAGGCCUAUCACAAGAGGUUAAACUCUGAUGACAAGGAAACA
Messenger RNA from Olea europaea var. sylvestris, 378 nucleotides. Its product is annotated as proline iminopeptidase-like. Gene Ontology annotation, molecular function: aminopeptidase activity. Gene Ontology annotation, cellular component: cytoplasm. Lineage: Eukaryota; Viridiplantae; Streptophyta; Magnoliopsida; Lamiales; Oleaceae. The record is from RefSeq and is a predicted model, not a curated record. The transcript has 4 exons. The annotation marks the transcript as partial. Gene Ontology annotation, biological process: proteolysis.